This is a messenger RNA of Chroicocephalus ridibundus (black-headed gull), 1763 nucleotides long. RefSeq names its product cytoplasmic phosphatidylinositol transfer protein 1-like. Gene Ontology annotation, biological process: phospholipid transport. Gene Ontology annotation, cellular component: cytoplasm. Lineage: Eukaryota; Metazoa; Chordata; Aves; Charadriiformes; Laridae. The coding region runs from base 200 to 1147 and encodes 315 amino acids. The record is from RefSeq and is a predicted model, not a curated record. Gene Ontology annotation, molecular function: phosphatidylinositol transfer activity; phosphatidylinositol binding. The transcript is spliced from 10 exons.
GUGCCGCGGCGCGGGAGGCGGUGCGGGAGGCGGCGCGCUCCUGCGCACGGGCCGGGGCGGCCGGGGCACGGCGGCGGCGGCGGCAGCGGGAGCUGGCACCGGCACCGGCACCGGCACCGGCACCGCCACGGGCCCGGAAUGAGCUGUGCCCCCGCCAGCGCCGACGCCUCCGCCUGACCCCCGCCCUGCCCCUGCCACCAUGCUCAUCAAGGAGUACCGCAUCUGCAUGCCGCUCACCACCGAGGAGUACCGCGUGGGGCAGCUCUACACCAUCAGCAAGCACAGCCACCAGGAGAGCGAGAAGGGCGAGGGCGUGGAGGUGGUGAAGAACGAGCCCCACGAGGACCCCGUCCACGGCCCCGGCCAGUUCACCGAGAAGCGCGUCCACCUCUCCAGCAAACUGCCGAGCUGGGCACGGGCAGUAACCCCCCGCAUCUUCUACGUCACGGAGAAAGCCUGGAACUACUACCCCUACACCAUCACUGAGUACACGUGCUCCUUCCUGCCCAAGUUCUCCAUCUACAUCGAGACCAAGUACGAGGACAACUGCGGGGACAGUGAGAACAUCUUCCGCAGCGAUAAAAUCCUGGGCGACCACGAGGUCUCCUUCCUGGACAUCGCCUUUGACGAGAUCCCCGAGCGUUACUACCGCAGCCUGGAGGACCCCCGUUUCUUUAGCUCAGCCAAGACGGGCCGGGGGCCGCUGCGGGAGGGCUGGCGCCAGCACACCAAGCCCAUCAUGUGCUCCUACAAACUGGUGAGCGUCAAGUUCGAGGUGUGGGGGCUGCAGACGCGCGUGGAGCAGUUCGUCCACAAGGUGAUCCGGGACAUCCUGCUGAUCGGGCACCGGCAGGCUUUCGCCUGGGUGGACGAGUGGUGUGGGAUGACGAUGGAGGAGGUGCGGCGCUACGAGCGGGAGACGCAGGAGGCCACCAACGAGCUCAUCGGCCUGGUGGCACCCACCAUCUCUGUCAGCGAGGUGGGGCAGCCCACGACCACGCACUCGGCCCCCGCCAGCGCCCCCUCCACCCCCCUCAGCGACGAAGCCCCCGAUUUCCUCGCUCCCCCCAAGACUCGCCCCCGCAAGAAGUCAGCGCCGGAGACCCUGACGCUGCCCGCGCUGCGGGAACGCGCUGGCGCCGAGUGACGCCAGCAGUGCCGUACCGUGCCACCUCCCCGGCCAGACCGUGCCAGCCCUGCCGCCUGCCAUGGCCCCUCCGACAGGCGCCGACCCCAGGGAGGGACCCACCACUGGGGCGCGGGGAGCCCCGGGGGGUGUCCCCAAGCUACUGCAGGUGCCCACACAGGACAUUGCCACCAUCGCCAUGCUGGACCACCUGGCUGCGCAGGGAUGGGACGCCAGGCUGGCAUCGGGCGAUGCCGCAGGCACUGGGUUGCUCAGCGCCGCCUGCCCUGGUUGCUGCAGGGGCUGGCGAGUAGUGGGGCUGUGGCAACCAGUGCCCAGGUGCCGGUGCCGGUGCUGAGCUCGGCGGGGCUCGGUGAGCGAUGCUGGAGCACCACCCUGCAGGGUAGGCACCAGCGCAGGGGCACAGCGCGUGUGACAGUGACAGCUGGGUGCCCGGGUGGGGGGGUCACCGCAGGACCCUGGGGCCACGCAGCCCUGUGCACGGCAGGUCCUGCAGUGGCGGGGUCCCCUUUGCCAUCCUUUGGGGGGGCCCUGGCUGCCCCAGGGGGGCUGGGGCAGGCUCAGCUCUCUGUUUUCUUUGGGAAAACAAAGGCCUUUUCAGAAAUAAAAGCUCGAG